AUGACCAGCGACGAACGUCACGAAGAGACCGGUCAAUUUGGCCCUGUCCCUAUCCCCAUCGACACUUUGAAAGACUUCUACAUGGGCGUCCUCACUAAGAUGGAAGAAAGAUACCACAAGCUCCCCAAGGCUCUCGCGGUCGAGCUCAAGUUCAAGGAUAAUGCCGGAGAAGGCCGCUUCUCGCUUGAAUUUCUCUUGAGUGCCACCGAGGAGACCACCGCAGAACAGAGAACCACUACCUUUUCCACUAUUCUUCAUACAAUGUCGGAAGAGUCGAAGUUUGAAGGAUUGAACAUGGACAUUUGUGUCAAGUGUAUCACUGUCUGA
This is a messenger RNA of Aspergillus niger, 327 nucleotides long. RefSeq lists its product as hypothetical. The transcript is spliced from 3 exons. Bases 1 to 327 code for a protein of 108 amino acids. The record is from RefSeq and is a predicted model, not a curated record. Lineage: Eukaryota; Fungi; Ascomycota; Eurotiomycetes; Eurotiales; Aspergillaceae.